Humulus lupulus (European hop) is the source of this 1446-nucleotide messenger RNA. RefSeq names its product UDP-N-acetylglucosamine transporter UGNT1. Gene Ontology annotation, molecular function: antiporter activity; GDP-fucose transmembrane transporter activity. Gene Ontology annotation, cellular component: Golgi apparatus. Lineage: Eukaryota; Viridiplantae; Streptophyta; Magnoliopsida; Rosales; Cannabaceae. The record is from RefSeq and is a predicted model, not a curated record.
UGUCACUGAAGGGUUCAAACUCCGGGAAGAAUCUGAUGCUGCCGAUAUCGAAUCCUCCCAGAGCGAAGAGAGGGAGAGACUCGUCCGGCGAUGAGAAACUCUUCAGAGGAUCAUCCAUGACCAAACGUGGAGCUUACGCUGCUAUCUCUUACAUGUCUUGCGCAGUGCUGUUGGUUAUGUUCAACAAAGCAGCUCUUUCUUCGUAUAGCUUCCCCUGUGCAAAUGUCAUCACUCUCUUUCAGAUGAUAUGUUCAUGUUGUUUUCUCUAUGCUUUAAGACGCUGGAGAUUAAUUUCAUUCACGGUCAGCGAAUCCUCUGAUAAUGGGAUGACUCUUGUGCCAUUAAAGACUGUGAGACAUACCCUUCCUCUUUCAGGAGCCUAUUUGCUUUACAUGCUAGCCACCAUGGAGUCCGUGCGUGGAGUAAAUGUUCCCAUGUAUACCACCCUCAGGCGCCCAACAGUGGUAUUUACUAUGAUUAUGGAGUAUGUUUUGGCAGGGCAAAGAUACACAUCUCCUAUCGUUGGAAGUGUUGGAUUGAUCGUUCUUGGUGCAUUUAUUGCUGGAGUUCGGGACUUAUCAUUUGAUGCGUAUGGCUAUUCUAUUGUUUUCUUAUCGAACAUCACAACUGCAAUAUAUCUUGCAACCAUAGCCCGUAUUGGGAAAUCCAGUGGACUUAACAGCUUUGGCCUGAUGUGGUGCAAUGGAAUUGUAUGUGGACCAAUUUUGCUGUCGUGGACAUUUAUUCAGGGUGAUCUGAAGAUGACUAUCAAUUUUCCUUUUCUGCUCUCGCCUGGUUUUGUGGGUGUGUUGCUUUGUUCCUGCAUACUUGCUUUCUUCUUGAACUACAGUAUAUUUCUUAAUACAACUCUCAAUUCAGCACUCACACAGACAAUUUGUGGUAAUCUGAAGGAUUUUUUUACCAUUGGUCUUGGCUGGAUGAUUUUUGGUGGGCUUCCAUUUGAUCUUUUUAAUGUUAUCGGUCAAUUCCUCGGCUUUUUUGGAUCCGGAUUGUAUGCAUACUAUAAGCUCACCGGAAGUAACUUUGCUUAGCUCAUUUGACUCAUCCCAUUUGAGGCGAUCAGUUUCGGCCUUUGUUUAUAUUAUCCUCACACCUCAAUAAUGACAAAAAGUUCCUGACCAUGUAUAUGAUGCUUUCAGAAAUCAAAUUUAUGGCGAAUCAGAAGUUCCUGACCAUGCUUCUUGGAGACGGCUUUACUAUAGAGGAAUGACAACUGGUUUCUGUUCUAAUUUGUUGUAGUAGUAGUGUACGAAGGGGCUUAUGUAUUGUUGUUCUUGGUUCUUUUUAAUUCCAUUCUUAUCAAAUGCAAAAAGUUUUGAAGAUACGAAGAGUAGAAUUGUUGACGACAAAUUGCUGUAAAAGUAACUUUAUUUAUACCAAACGCUAAUUUAAAUGACAACUUUUGGUUGCUAUCCAACUUUCUCA